Molecule: messenger RNA, 2010 nt
Organism: Teleopsis dalmanni
Lineage: Eukaryota; Metazoa; Arthropoda; Insecta; Diptera; Diopsidae
Gene: Rrp1
Product: recombination repair protein 1
Exons: 4
Coding region: 94-1959 (621 amino acids)
Biological process (GO): base-excision repair
Cellular component (GO): nucleus
Molecular function (GO): DNA-(apurinic or apyrimidinic site) endonuclease activity; DNA binding; double-stranded DNA 3'-5' DNA exonuclease activity
Source: RefSeq, a predicted model, not a curated record
UCAUUUCACUUCAGUUUUGUGCAUUUUGUUUAUGAAGUUGCGCGCUUUUAUACAUUUGUUUGAUUUUUUGUUUGAUUUAAUAAUUUAAUAAGGAUGCCGGUUCAAUCAAAAUCAAAUUCAAAAAAAGAGAAGGGACGUGCAAAGAAUAUUAAGACCGACGAUGGCUUAGUUAGUGAGCCCAAAAAUUUAGAAUCCAGUGAGGUAAAAAAAAGUAAAACAGUACAAAAGAAAGAAGAUGGAAAAACUGCAAAGCGUAAAGUAAAAACCGAUGAUUCUGUUUCGGAUGUAAUAAAAAGUGAGAACAUAGUUCAAGACAUUGAAGCAGCCGAACCGUCACGGUCGCGAAAAACCACAGCAGGUGCUGAUACCAGUAAUGGCAUUAAAAGCCGUAAACAAAAAAAGGAGAGUAAAACUGUUUCGGAUGAAAUAAAAAGUGAGAGUAUAGUUCAAGACGUUGAAGAAGUUGGACCGUCACGGUCGCGAAAAACCACAGCAGGUGCUGAUACCAGUAAUGGUAUUAAAAGUCGCAAACAAAAAAAAGAGAGUAAAACUGUUUCGGAUGUAAUAAAAAAUGAGAACAUAGUUCAAGACGUUGAAGCAGCUGGACCGUCAAGGUCUCGAAAACCCACUGCCGGUGCUGAUACCGGUAAUGGUAUUAAAAGUCGCAAACAAAAAAAGGAUAGUAAAACUGUUUCAGAUGUAAUAAAAACUGAGACCAUAGUUGAAGACGUUGAAGCAGUUGGACCGUCACGGUCGCGAAAAACCAAAGCAGGUGCUGAUACCACUAAUGGCAUUAAAAGCCGUAAACAAAAAAAAGAGAGUAAAACUGUUUCGGAUGUAAUAAAAAGUGAGAACAUAGUUCAAGACGUUGAAGCAACUGAACCGUCACGGUCUCGAAAACCCACUGCCGGUGCUGAUACCGAUAAUGGCAUUAAAAGUCGCAAACAAAAAAAAGAGAGUAAAACUGUUUCGGAUGUAAUAAAAAGUGAGAGCAUAGCUCAAGAUGUUGAACCGGCUGGACCGUCACGGCCUCGAAAACGGAAAAUUGAAGAUGAAAAUCAAGAUCAACUUGUUGAUUCUAAAGUUGCUAAGGUAAAAAAGACUGGUGUAACUAACGCAACUGUUACAAUAUACAAUGAAGAGGAUUUCGGUUUAUCAAAUAAAACCUUAGUCGAAGGUGAUACUUUACCAUAUAAUCUUAAAAUAUCCAGUUGGAACGUGGCAGGCUUAAGAUCGUGGUUGAAUAAAGACGGAUUGACAUUUUUAAAAUAUGAAAAUCCAGAUAUAUUUUGUAUACAGGAAACGAAAUGCACUAUAGAUCAGUUGCCGGAGGAAGCAAAACGUAUACCAGGAUACCAUCCUUAUUGGUUAUGUAUGGCCGGUGGUUAUGCUGGAGUUGCAGUAUACUCCAAAAUAAUGCCAAUAAAUGUAGAGUUUGGCAUCAAGCAACCUGAGUUUGAUGACGUCGGCAGGGCUAUUACAGCUGAAUACGAAAAGUUCUUUUUGAUUAAUGUAUACGUUCCAAAUUCAGGUCGCAAACUUGUCAAUUUAGACACACGCAUGAUAUGGGAAGAGAAGUUUAAGGAGUAUAUACAAUCACUUGACAAGUUGAAGCCCGUCAUAAUAUGUGGCGACAUGAACGUGGCACAUAAUGCAAUCGAUUUGAAAAAUCCAAAAACGAAUACUAAAACUGCUGGCUUUACUAAAGAGGAGCGUGAAAAAAUGACAGAACUACUCGCUUCUGGUUUUGUGGAUACUUUCCGUCAUUUUUAUCCAGAUAAGGAAGAUGCGUUUACUUUCUGGUCAUAUAUGCGAAAUGCCCGUGCCAAAAAUGUAGGCUGGCGUUUGGAUUAUUUUUUGGUGUCAGAACGAAUUAUCCAAAAAAUCGUCGACAAUUGCAUUAGGCAGCAAUGUCUUGGUAGUGACCAUUGUCCUAUAACUCUUUAUUGCAAAUUUUAAACUUAAUAUGAAUCGUUAACAUUAAAAAGAAAGAAAAAGAUGUUAACUAAA